AGCGGCGCUUCCGACUGCGGCUGCGCGGUGAUGGCGGCGCCCGGCUCGGGGAUGGAGGUGCUGGUGUGCGCGCGCGGGCGGAACCGCAAGGCCGUGCUGUGCCAGCGCUGCGGGUCCCGCGUCCUGCAGCCCGGCGCCGCCACCUUGGCCCGCAGGCAGCUUUUCCUACCUUCCAUGAAGAAGAAGACGGCCCUGGCUGAGAGCGGCUCCCCUGACGGGGACGUGCUGCAGGACCACUGGCUGGUGGAUGACAUGUUUUCCUUUGAAAAUAUCGGAUUCACGAAGGACGUUGGGAACAUCAAGUUCCUUAUCUGUGCGGACUGUGAGAUCGGGCCCAUUGGCUGGCACUGCCUAGACGACAAGAAGAGCUUCUACAUCGCCUUGGACCGUGUUUCCCAUGAGUGACAGCUGGAGCAACGCUGGUUCCCCCUGAGGUCCUCGCAGCCAGCGUAGCCAUUUCAUGCAUCUCCAUCAUGCACUAAUAUGAAUCUGUUCAUACAACACGUGGACUUGAACCUGUCAUGAACUCAUCUGAAAUGGCUUAUUUAAGGCAAUGUGCAAUUACUCAUACAUUCAUCAACUUCUGGUCCAUCCUUUCAUUGUAUUAUGGAGGUGGGGGUGGCAGUUUUAUGAUUUUUGUCUGAUUUUUUUUUUUUUUUUACUCCUGAUUCAAGGGCAUUUUCUAGUUCUGUUUGGAGGUGUUAAAGUAAGGACAUAUUUCUUGUUUCUACCAUGUGUCUUAUCCACGCUAACUCAUUGUUUGUGUCCUAAUACUGUUUAAAUGUUGACUAUACUAUUGUGAUGUGUUACAUUUAAAAUGUUUAUCCUCUAAGUAAAUGACUAACUAGAAACUACAUCUGAUAAUAGGGGUAACUAGGUAGAAUUCUGUUUAGUUUUUGUGGCAUUUCAUCCAGUGAUAAUGGUUUCCCAUUGUGUUUUGACCUAAAGGGCUUGUCAUUUUUACCAUUCAUUAAAAAAAUUACAACAAGGGCAGCUUUGUCCCUAAUUCUAAAAAAGGAUGACUUUCCCACUUGCUCUUUUACUGCUUGAAUUUUCCUUGGCCAGGCAGUGAAGAUAAUCUGGGAUACCAUGGAGACAGUAGUAAGAAAUCUGAGUUUUCUGUGAGAGACAUUCAUAGUAAAACUACAAGCAGUUGAUGUACUUGAUCUGCUGUCAUUAUGAAUAUUCAUAUUUGAGUAAAUGAA
Molecule: messenger RNA, 1205 nt
Organism: Gavialis gangeticus (Gharial)
Lineage: Eukaryota; Metazoa; Chordata; Crocodylia; Gavialidae
Gene: RABIF
Product: RAB interacting factor
Exons: 2
Coding region: 31-405 (124 amino acids)
Biological process (GO): small GTPase-mediated signal transduction; post-Golgi vesicle-mediated transport
Cellular component (GO): membrane; cytosol
Molecular function (GO): zinc ion binding; guanyl-nucleotide exchange factor activity
Source: RefSeq, a predicted model, not a curated record